This is a messenger RNA of Plasmopara halstedii, 720 nucleotides long. Its product is annotated as na proline symporter. Gene Ontology annotation, biological process: transmembrane transport. Gene Ontology annotation, molecular function: proline:sodium symporter activity. Gene Ontology annotation, cellular component: membrane. The coding region runs from base 1 to 720 and encodes 239 amino acids. The transcript has 4 exons. NCBI's taxonomy places the organism in Eukaryota, Oomycota, Peronosporomycetes, Peronosporales, Peronosporaceae. The record is from RefSeq and is a predicted model, not a curated record.
AUGGGAUCUGUAAUGAAGCUUGGAACUCUAGAUUUGGCGCUAUGCAUCGGUUACUUGGUCUCCGUGUUGCUUGUCGGAUUUGUCUUUACCAUACGAGAGCAGCGUGCACGUGAAAAGGCACGUCUAACGCGUCUACACGAUAAAGCGGUAAUGGACAAAGGAAUUAAAGAUUCUAAAGGCUCCACAUCAGCCAAGAAUAACCAUAUUCUAGAAGAGUACUACCUUGGUGGACGACGCAUACCUUGGUAUGCACUGGCAGUGGCUGAUGUAAGUUCAUACAUCGAUAUAUCAGGAACUAUGAUCAAUACGGCGCUCGUUUACGCAUUGGGUGUGAAAGGCAUGUACAUUGAGAUACGCGGUGGUUUGUGCCUCUUCUUGGCCUUUCAACUGGCCUACACCGGCAAAUUAUCCCGUAGAUGCCCAGUAAAGACACGAGGAGAAUGGAUCCAAUUUCGCUUUGGAACUCGCUUGGACGCUGUGCUGUUACGGACUACAAUUGCGAUUACGUCGCUGGCAAGUAGCAUCUUGGCAACAACGUACUUUGCAGUUGGUGGAGGAAAAUUCUUUACGGAAUUCGUUAAGCUACCAGAAUGGGGAGAACUACCAUCUGAAUUUUGGGCUGCAGCUUUGUUGAUGGCAGUAGCCAUGCUAUACACGAUUGCAGCUGGAUAUGCCACUGUUGUCCAAGUUCGAGCUCAUAACUGGUUGAAAAACUUAUAA